Messenger RNA from Athalia rosae (coleseed sawfly), 3551 nucleotides. RefSeq names its product 116 kDa U5 small nuclear ribonucleoprotein component. The transcript is spliced from 7 exons. Gene Ontology annotation, cellular component: U4/U6 x U5 tri-snRNP complex; cytosol; U2-type catalytic step 2 spliceosome. NCBI's taxonomy places the organism in Eukaryota, Metazoa, Arthropoda, Insecta, Hymenoptera, Athaliidae. Gene Ontology annotation, biological process: mRNA splicing, via spliceosome. Gene Ontology annotation, molecular function: GTP binding; GTPase activity; U5 snRNA binding. Bases 152 to 3091 code for a protein of 979 amino acids. The record is from RefSeq and is a predicted model, not a curated record.
ACCGGUAUUAUUUGUAGUACCUGAUUUCAAAUACGUACGUACGUACUUGGUGUAUUUUAAUUUCUGCCAAUAUAGUUACUCGUCCAUCAGCUAUUGCUUAACAUCGAACAAGUAACUCACAUAAUUGUGAUCGAACUUCACACAUAUUACGAUGGAUGCGGACCUGUAUGAUGAGUUUGGGAAUUAUAUUGGCCCUGAUUUAGCUUCGGAAAGUGAAGAAGAGCCUGAAUAUGGCAAUGGGGGAGACGAUACUGAAGAUCGGGAGAGAUCCGAUGAAGAAAUGGAGGAUGAUAAAGACGAGGCUCGUGAUCACCCAGAUCAAUCCACUCUAGCUGUUGUCCUCCACGAGGAUAAACGCUACUAUCCCAGCGCCUUGGAGGUGUAUGGACCAGAGGUGGAAACACUAGUCCAAGAAGAGGACGCGCAGCCGCUAGAUAAACCACUGAUCGCACCCACCAGAAGGCCCAAGUUUCAAAUUAAACAACAGCAAUUGCCAGAUACUACUUACAGUAUCGAGUUUCUCGCAGAUAUGAUGGAUGCUCCACACCUUAUCAGAAACGUGGUACUUCUCGGCCAUCUCCAUCAUGGCAAAACCACCCUUGUUGACUGCCUUGUACGUCAGACCCACCCAUACAUGCAUAGUAUCACUGAUGAAAAACCACUAAGGUACACCGAUACUCUUUUUACCGAGCAGCAACGAGGAGUUUCCACUAAGGCUACACCGGUUACUCUGUUGCUUCAAGAUGUGAAAGCAAAAUCAUAUUUGUUAAAUGUAUUCGACACUCCUGGUCACGUUAACUUUUCCGACGAAGCAACUGCCGCCAUUCGGAUGUCGGAUGGAGCUGUUUUGGUCGUUGAUGCAGCUGAAGGUGUAAUGCUGAAUACCGAGCGCCUGCUCAAGCAUGCGCUACAGGAGAAACUGGCCUUGACGGUCUGCAUUAACAAAGUAGAUCGACUCAUACUAGAAUUGAAAUUGCCUCCGCUCGACGCUUAUUACAAGUUGCGCCACAUCAUAGAAGAGAUAAAUGGGCUUAUUGCACUUUACUCUGAUUCAGAGAAUCCUUGUUUUGUUUCCCCAGCUUUAGGAAACGUGUGCUUUGCAAGCUCUGAAUACAAUGUGUGUUUUACACUCAGAUCAUUCGCUGCUCUGUAUGCGAAAAAUCACCCACAACUCAAUGCUACCGAAUUCUCAAAAAGGUUAUGGGGUGACGUUUAUUUUAAUUCCAAAACCCGAAAGUUUACAAAAAAGCCACCACACAAUACCGCUCAACGUAGUUUUAUAGAAUUUAUUCUUGAACCGCUUUAUAAGAUCUUUGCUCAAGUCAUUGGCGACGUCGAUUCCACACUUCCAGAUGUUCUAGAAGAAUUGGGGAUCAGGUUAAGCUCUGAAGAAAUGAAAAUGAACAUUAGACCCUUACUUAGAUUGGUCUGCACGCGUUUCUUGGGUGAUAUGAGCGGGCUUGUAGAUAUGUGCGUAGCUCAUGUACCAAGCCCACAUUCACAUGCGCCGGUUAAAGUUCAGCACGUUUAUACAGGACCUCCGGAUUCGCUCCUAGCAAAAGAUAUGGCCAACUGUGAUCCAGACGGACAACUAAUGGUUCACAGUACGAAAAUGUAUCCUACCGAAGACUGCACUCUUUUCGUUGUGCUUGGAAGGGUGAUGUCAGGGACGCUUGAGGCAGGAGCACGUGUGCGAGUGCUGGGUGAAGCAUAUUCAAAAGCUGAUGAAGAAGAUUCCCGAAUUUUAACUGUCGGUCGGUUGUGGAUCAGUGAGGCUCGUUAUUCUAUAGAAUUGAAUCGAGUACCAGCGGGAAACUGGGUUUUGAUCGAAGGAAUUGACAGGCCAAUAGUCAAGACCAGCACAAUCACAGAUCUCAGUAAUUCUGAUGACCUUCAUAUUUUCCGCCCAUUAAAAUUCAACACACAAAGUGUGAUCAAGAUAGCUGUAGAGCCUGUGAACCCUUCAGAAUUACCGAAAAUGUUGGAUGGGUUACGAAAAGUCAACAAAAGUUACCCACUUCUUGGUACAAGAGUCGAAGAAAGUGGUGAACACGUAGUUCUUGGCACAGGAGAGCUUUACUUGGAUUGCGCCAUGCACGAUCUCCGACGGAUGUAUUCCGAAAUUGAUAUCAAGGUUGCAGAUCCGGUCGUAGCCUUUGCCGAAACCGUAGUUGAAACUAGUUCCCUCAAAUGUUUUGCUGAAACUCCCAAUAAAAAGAACAAAUUGACGAUGAUCGCAGAACCUCUGGAGAGAGGAUUAGCCGAAGAUAUAGAAGCGGAACACGUGCGAAUUACAUGGAACAAAAAGCGCCUAGGUGAAUUUUUCCAGACCAAAUAUGACUGGGAUUUAUUGGCCGCGCGUAGCAUCUGGGCUUUUGGUCCUGAUUCCACUGGUCCAAAUAUUUUAGUAGAUGACACACUGCCCUCCGAGGUCGAUAAGACGUUACUAGGCAGCGCAAGGGACGCCAUUGUUCAGGGAUUUCAAUGGGGAACUCGAGAAGGACCUCUUGCUGAAGAGCCGAUCAGAAACGUGAAAUUCAAAAUUUUGGACGCUGUUAUUGCACAGGAGCCUCUACAUCGAGGAGGUGGCCAGAUAAUUCCGACAGCGAGAAGAGUGGCUUAUUCAGCAUUCUUGAUGGCAACCCCUCGGUUAAUGGAGCCAUAUUUGUUUGUGGAAGUUCAAGCACCCGCGGAUUGUGUGUCUGCAGUUUACACCGUUUUAGCAAAACGCCGUGGGCAUGUUACACAAGAUGCACCUGUACCUGGAAGCCCUUUGUAUACGAUAAAGGCCUUUAUACCAGCAAUAGAUAGUUUCGGAUUUGAAACUGACCUCCGAACGCAUACGCAAGGCCAGGCAUUCUGUCUUUCGGUAUUCCACCACUGGCAAAUUGUUCCUGGAGAUCCGUUGGAUAAAAGCAUAACUAUCAGGCCACUUGAACCUCAGCCAGCUACACAUUUAGCUAGAGAAUUCAUGCUCAAAACAAGGAGACGCAAGGGUCUAUCAGAAGACGUUUCCAUAAAUAAAUUUUUCGAUGAUCCUAUGUUGUUAGAACUUGCGCGACAAGAUGUUCUGCUUAAUUAUCCACUAUAAUUUGAACAAAAAAUGGAUAGAUUGUUCCGUAUUUUUUGAUUACCUCUGUAAUGUACGAGAAAAUAUCCUGAACACAGGUAUCGUUCAUAACAAAUUCUUAUGACGGUAUUGUUUUUUUUGAUGAUUCUUUAUUGAUUCAGUGAUUCCAUCUUCUGACAACAACCAUCAGAAAUUCUACCUUCGGUGAGCUGACUUGCCGGAUAACGCUUUCAUGAGUGCUAGUCGACCACGUCUGACGCGUUAUUUAUUGCCAAAAAACGGCCACACCAAAAAGUUAAUGUAAACCCGCCAAAAAAUUAAAUACCCAGUAUCAAACUCUUAACGACGAGAGAAUUUCCAAAUUUUCGAUCAAUAUCAUAUGCAUUCGCAUAUUCAAUCUAUUUACUUAUGUAGCUAGAGAAUAAGGAGCUUCUAUCGUAGUAAUUUGAGAGCGCCGACAACAUAAAACUGUAUAACAUUA